AUGUCCUCGCCGCGAUCCCCUCGGAGGUCCACAGAGAGCUUCGAGUUCCUCACGCCCAAUACAUCGCAGUAUCCCUUCCCGCCGCCGCAGAAUGAGUGGGCCACGCGGCCGAGUUCCACAGGCGGGCGCUAUCAGCCACGUCGCGGGUCCACGGCCAGCUCGAUACACUCGGUGGGCGGAGUGCUGGACGCCGGCUUCAAGACCAACAUGGGCGCCGUGAGGGAGCAGCACCAGAAUGCGAUCUCGACGCUGCUGCAACCGCCUAUUGUGAGGACUGGUAUGCUCCCCCAUACCACAGCCACGGCCGCCUCUGGUCACCGUCCGCCCUCAACUCGAGACAUACCUCCCGUGACCCUCGCCAACAUCCCCCACAUCGAACCGACCGCCUUCAACCCCUACCUCGCCCAGAUUGGGAAUCUAUACGAUGCUUUCCAGCGUGCAAAGGCAGAAGCCCAAGCUGAGUCUGCGCCGCCCGUCAGGCAGGACUCUAAGAAGAGCGAGCGGGCAGAGAGCCGGGACCGCGGCUUACACACGGGCUCACCAGCAGUCACGCCCAACCUGUCCGGGACACCUUCGACACCCAAUGCAUCACCAAAAGCAAAGAAACGUACGAGCGGCUCCAAACGCCCCCCUCCCGCUGCCACGCCCCUGUCCACAAUCCCCCACGUCUACUUCGACGAGAACUUCCACCUCGAGAACCCACGGACCUUCGACAUAGUCAGCGAGAGGUCGGAAGUGGUACGGCCUGUGCGCACCCAGGGUGCUGUUGAUGCGGAUGUCGCGAAUGGUUCGUUGGAUGCGCCCAUACCGACAGGGAGGAAAGCUCUGGCAACCAAUGCGAUACUGCAGGAGAAGCUGUCCUGGUACAUGGACACAGUUGAGGUGCACCUAAUAUCCGCUAUAUCCACGGCAUCCAAGUCGUUCUUUGCCGCUCUCGGCUCACUGCGCGAACUCGAGUCUGACGCGUCUGAGUCGGUUACCAAGAUCAAAGAGAUCAGGGAAGAUCUCAAGCGUCUGGACGAGCAGAUGGCAGUGGGAGGCCUGAAAGUGGUCGAGCUAAAGCGGCGGCGAGAGAACCUCAGAAAACUCACCGACGCUGUGGACCAGCUGCAGGCCGUCAUGGUCGGACUGUCGCACUGUGAUGAAGUUGUCAGCAAGGGCGAGCUCGAAGUCGCCAUGUCGCGGCUGGAUAUGGUAGAAAUACUCAUCACUGGCGCGCUCGACACCACAGACUCCGCAUCCACGUCCUGGCUGGACGCGCGGUUACCUCCGAACCUCAUCGAUCUACGCAAUCUAAGAGCAUUAGACGGGGUCUUCGAGGGCAUACACCAGCUCAAGUUUCGUGUAGGCACCGGGUUUGAGGCUCGCUUUAUACAGACACUGCUCACAGACUUGCGCGACCAUGUCAAGAACGUACCAAAUCACGACACCCUGGAAAGAUGGGUCAGAGCGUCACAGAAAACACGAGGCACCCACCAGAAGACAAGAUCACUUCUGCCUGCAUACAUGACGACAAGUGAGAACUUCAGAUCGGAUCUGCGGACAAGCUUGUACGGACUGAGUGGAGCGCACUUCACUAAUCAGGCCAGUGCCACAUUCAGAGACCUGAUCGUCAAAGAGAUGAAGCUGAUCAUUCGUAAAUACCUCCCUAGUUCGACGGACGAUGAUACAGCGUCCAUGACGUCCGUAUCGACGAGAGACAGUCGAGGGCACAGCCAGCAAGAUAAGAAUUCUAUCCUCGCUCGCAAUCUUCGCGCUAUGGACCCUGCAGAUGCGGAAGACUUUUUCGCGAACAUCUUUACAGAUACCGGCGAAGCACUGCGCCGGCUCAGUAUACAGGUAAAGGUGCUGCUCGACGUUACUAGCGGCGUUACAACACCUCCCUUGUCUGCCGGUGGGCUACGGUCUCCUCCACGAAGUCCGUUCAUGAUUGGAAACAUUGAUGACUACAUGAGCAAAGGCAACAGCACAUCAUCUGGGAGUGAUCUGCAGAUGGAGUGGAUGCAAGCUUUAGAUAUGUCGAGCUUGCUUGGUCAGGCUGUAGAUGCGGCUCAAACACAGAUCACAAAGCUAUUGAAGGUGCGCUCGGAACCUACAACUAGUCUUCCACUCGAGCGGUUCCUGCGGUACUUUAAGCUUUGUAGAUUGUUCGCCGAUGAAUGCGAGGCAGUCUCUGGGCGGUCCGGGGCAGCCUUGAAGGGUGUUGUGAACAAUCACAUUACUGACUUUGUAUCUAAAUAUGGAGACAUUGAGAAGCAAGAACUCGCAAAAGCCAUGGACUCGGAUCGAUGGGAACCGAAAGACUUCGAAGCGGAAGACACUGAGGUUCUGGCUCGAAUACUACAAGGCAUGGAGAGCGACCCACCCAACUGGGCGCAGAGUGGCGACAUUCUUCGAGAAAUCAAGGAGCCAGUUGUAAAUGGCAAUUCAGAACAGACAAACGGCACCUCCGAAGACAAACCCAAAGAAAAAGGCAAAACUACCGUUCCCGCCAUAGUCGACGAAGAGAAGUACACAGUAUCGAGUUCGUCGACCUACGUCAUCCGCGGCAUUGAACGUUUCGAAAUCCUCCUCUCCGCCAUCCCGAGCAUGACUUCGGAAGUCUCAUCCUCUCUCUGCGAAUACAUCAAGCUCUUCAACUCACGUUUAUGCCAACUCAUCCUCGGAGCUGGCGCCAUGCACUCUGCCGGCCUCAAGAAUAUCAACACCAAGCAUCUGGCUAUUGCAAGCCAAACACUCUCCUUCAUCAUCGCCAUUCUCCCCUACAUACGUGAAUGCGCACGCCGCCGAUCUACAGCGACGACUAAAUCCGCCAUCGCCGAAUUCGACAACACCAAACGCCUUCUGCAAGAUCAACAGGUUUCUAUCCACGACAAACUCACCGACAUCCUUUCUGGUCGCGCGACAGUGCACAUGCGCAGCCUCAAGAAGGUCGACUGGGAUAGCGAGGCCGAGGCAAACAAGGCUGUUAGUCCCAGCAUGGAGAGCCUGACAAAGGAUACGGUAACCAUGCACAAAGUCAUCAAUAAGUACCUGAGCGAGAUGCAGGUCCGCAUGAUCAUGGCGCCGGUGUUUGAGAGUUACCGCGAGCAGGUGGGCAAAGUCAUCACGGAGGCGGCGGUUGCAACGCCCAGGGGAAAGGCGAGAUUACUACGUGAAGCAAAACUCUUCGACGCAAAACUCGGUCCCAUCGAUGGCGCGGGGAACGUUGGCGCGUAUCUGAUUCAGCUCGUCGAGGGCAGGACGGUUGCGCAACCACAGCCACAACCACAACCACAAUCCGAAUCCGCACCCCCUACGAAUGAAAAGACGGAAGAGAACACCAGUGCCAAUGGCGGGACUGCAUAG
Messenger RNA from Dothidotthia symphoricarpi CBS 119687, 3348 nucleotides. RefSeq names its product Vps54-domain-containing protein. Bases 1 to 3348 code for a protein of 1115 amino acids. Gene Ontology annotation, molecular function: syntaxin binding. The transcript is spliced from 2 exons. The record is from RefSeq and is a predicted model, not a curated record. NCBI's taxonomy places the organism in Eukaryota, Fungi, Ascomycota, Dothideomycetes, Pleosporales, Dothidotthiaceae. Gene Ontology annotation, cellular component: GARP complex. Gene Ontology annotation, biological process: retrograde transport, endosome to Golgi; Golgi to vacuole transport.